AAAAGAUCUGAACAAUAAGGUUUGGUGAAGCCACUGGUAACCAUUCAAAUACAACAAUGACAGUCUGAGUGCAUGCAUAAAGAUAUUUGUUAUGACUUGGGUCACCUACCUCAGGAGAGUUGAAUGUAGGAUAACACCUAGUGAAUAAUCAGUUAAAUGAACCCAGUCGGGACUCCAGUAGUUACAGACUAACUUUCCUGUUAUGAGACAUACUUAAGUGAGCUUUGUGGCAUUUUGAAACAGUUUUCUGUACGUGCUGGAGGAAGAAGACUGUUAUUUUGAUAUACCAUGGGUUGUGGAACAAGUAAGGGAGAUACAGAGAAUGGACCUCAGCCAGAAAGGGCCAACAUUGGUGGUGUUAACGCCAAUAACGCUAACGCCAGGUCCACCAACAGGGGCACCUAUAGAGUUGGGCGUUGGGCGGCCGACACUCCAGCUAGUAACCCAGCUGGCACAACCAAUGGUACCCCAGCCAGACCAGCUGGUCCAGUAGCUAGUAAACCAGAGACAGGUACAGAAAGGGCCCCAGUGGAGAUUGAAAAAGAGGUGACCGCAGUCAAGUGCAAGGACAUCGACUUCAAAAUAGACCAGAAUUCAAAGGAGCACCACACUGAUCAAUACGAGGCAACCAAAACCUGGCUGGGUGUAAACGCUGAACCACAGAAGCCAUGGUUCAUUGUCAGGAGAGGUCAAGACUUUGUCAUUGAUCUCUGUAUGGAUGGAAAAUUUGACAAAGACAACCACGAUGUGAAGUUGACCUUUGAAUUUGGAGCAAACCCCAAGCCAGGAGAAGAAACACUAGUUUCCUUCAAAGUAUCAGCCAAAGAUAAACCCAAGGCUUGGGGAGCUGAAAUUCUCUCUGUCACUGGAAAUGACCAAAGUACAGUCUCGGUCAGCGUUGCCACACCACCCAAUUGUAAGGUUGGAAAAUGGACCUUGAACGUGGACACCAUUGUGAAAAAGAAAGAUGGAACUGUGGAAGUUCUGCGCUACGCUCAUCCCAACAAAGUCUAUAUACUGUUUAACCCAUGGUGCGAAGAUGAUCAAGUGUACAUGCCAGAAAAGGACCAUCGUGAAGAGUAUGUUCUGGCUGAAACAGGAAGGAUUUAUACUGGAAGUAAGAAAAAAAUCAGAUUUAGACCAUGGAACUUUGGACAGUUUGAAGACUUUGUGUUGGACUGUUGUCUCUCCUUGUUGGAUAAUUGCGGCCUGGCCCCCAGUGCUAGGGGUAACCCUGUGCAAAUUGUCAGAAAGAUUUCAGCUAUUGUGAAUGCCCCUGAUGAUAAUGGAGUGCUGGUUGGUAACUGGUCUGGGAAUUAUGAAGGUGGCACUCGCCCUACUAAGUGGGCCGGUAGUGUGGCCAUUCUGUUAGAAUACUGCAAGACAAAGAAACCUGUUCAGUUUGGGCAGUGCUGGGUGUUCUCUGGAGUUGUGACAACAGUUUGUCGUUGUCUUGGAAUACCUUGCAGAUCCGUAACCAAUUUUAGCUCAGCACAUGACACUGAUGGUAACAUCACCUUAUCAGCAUACAUGGAUGCAGAAGGCGAAUACAUAGACAGUUGGUGUAGUGAUUCUCUCUGGAACUUCCACGUGUGGAAUGACGUCUGGAUGUGUCGCCCUAAACUUCCCCCUGGACAUGACGGUUGGCAGGCUAUUGAUGCUACUCCACAGGAACUCAGUGAUGGUGUAUUCUGUGCAGGCCCUUGUUCCCUUAAUGCUAUCAAGGCAGGUCAGGUGUACCUGCCUUAUGAUGGGCCAUUCAUCUUUGCCGAAGUCAAUGGAGACAAAGUGAUUUAUCAACAACAAGUGGAUACUUCUUGGGCUGUUCAGAAAAUUUAUAAAGAGCUAGUUGGGUAUAAGGUAUGCACAAAGAAAGUUCUUUCUCCAGACAUGGAGGAUAUUACCCCUCUCUAUAAAUUCUCAGAAGGCACAGAUGAGGAGAGAGCUGCUCUCAAGGUAGCUGUUUCUCAUACAAAUGUCUAUUCCGGACUGAAUAUAGAUUACCACGGACACCUUGAGAACAACGAAAAUCAGGAUAUUACAUUUUUAAUGUACGAACGUGAUUCCAUUGUGGUUGGGGAAGAUUUUGAUAUAGAUCUGAUAGUGUCAAAUCAGAGCAGUGAACAACGUACACUCAAUGUCUCGCUGGGAGCUACUGUGGUCUAUUACACUGGUGUUUACAAGAAGAAUGUUGCCACAGAUAAUUUUCACAUAGUGCUGGCACCGGGAGAGAAAGAAAAAAAAGUGAGUAUAACUGUGAGUCCAGCUGAUUAUUUGGACCAUCUUGCUGACCAGACUCAAAUGAAGGCCAGGUGUAAGGUCAGAGUGGAGGAAACUAACCAAAUCUUUGUCGAAGAGGACGAUUUUGAUCUGACAGUCCCUGACUUGGAGUUUGAAUAUGUUGGGGGUGACAAAAAUGACCUCCAUGUUGGCCAACCAUUCCAACUGAAGUUUGGCUUCACCAAUCCUCUUCCUAAACCUCUUACCCAGUGUAUGUUUAUUGUGGAAGGACCUGGACUCCAGAAAGCCAUGGAGUAUAAAAUCAGGGAUGUUCCACCUGGUGAGAAAGCUGAGCAGACAGUGACCUUGACCCCAAAGACCCCCGGUGAGAAGAACAUCAUCAUCAGCUUCGACUGUCAGGAACCAUGUGAUGUCAAUGGAAUAGAUUCAGUUUAUAUUGAAGAGUAGCUGUCAUUUGACCUCCAAUUGCUUGUCAAUUCAAAAAAGAUAUUAUGCUUUCUGCUUGCAAAAUAAAACUAUAUGAAAAGUAGGAAUUUUUACCUGCUCAUGGCAAUUUCAAAAGAAUUUUGAUAUCUUAGAUAUUCUGUACAUGCAAUUUGUCUUUUCAUAGAUGUUUUAGCCAGAUUCAGUCAGCCAGAGUUUCAGAGACCUGAUGGUGCCUUUCCUGUAUACAGAUCAGCAUAAUUUCAUCUGCAUCUUCAGGAAGAGAAAAGUCAUCAUCAGUUCUCUAGAAUUUGAGCUGAAUUAACAUGUGUAAAUAAGAUAAGUUAGUUGCUUUUUUUGUUGAUAUAUACUAAUAAGACAUUUAGGUAUCAAUGCAGUGCAAGAUUUUUCCUGCAAAAAAAAAAUAUUUAUUAUAUAAAUAUGUAUAUUUUAUAAGUUAUUUUCCUGUGUAUUUUUCUCUGACUAACAACCAUUUGACAUGUGUAAAACACAUAAAUUAUUUUUUUGUUGAUAUAUACUGAUUAGACAUUUAAGGCACCCAUACAGUGCAAGAUUUUCCUGAAAAAAUGGCUAAUUUUCCUGGGUGUUUUUUUCUGACUAGCCAACCUUUAAACAUGUGUAAAUAACAUAAUUGCUUUUUUGUUG
Molecule: messenger RNA, 3330 nt
Organism: Lingula anatina
Lineage: Eukaryota; Metazoa; Brachiopoda; Lingulata; Lingulida; Lingulidae
Product: hemocyte protein-glutamine gamma-glutamyltransferase
Biological process (GO): peptide cross-linking
Molecular function (GO): protein-glutamine gamma-glutamyltransferase activity
Source: RefSeq, a predicted model, not a curated record